Messenger RNA from Quercus lobata, 1875 nucleotides. RefSeq names its product geraniol 8-hydroxylase-like. Lineage: Eukaryota; Viridiplantae; Streptophyta; Magnoliopsida; Fagales; Fagaceae. Gene Ontology annotation, molecular function: iron ion binding; monooxygenase activity; heme binding. The record is from RefSeq and is a predicted model, not a curated record. The transcript is spliced from 2 exons. Bases 259 to 1758 code for a protein of 499 amino acids.
UAAUUUUUCAUAUUUUGAAAAGGGGAAAUAAUAGUUGCAGGGAUAACAACACAGUUCGUAUACCAUUCAAAUUGUGGAGGUCAAUUUGAUUCCGUAACGUUUGCUCAUGAACAAUGGUGACCACUUGUUGAGGAUUGGUAAUAAGAAAAAAAGAAGUCACUUUAUCGCAGGUACAAGAAAGCUUCUCGCCCGGAGGCCGUAGGGAGGGAGAUACAUUCCAGUUCCUUUUUUGGUUCUCUCUCUGAAACACACACAGAGAUGGAAGUUUUAAGCUGUAUACUCUAUCUUUGCCUCAGCUUGACCAUUAUUCAAGCCCUCCAUACCAUUGCAAAAAGAAGCAAAUCUAUUCCCAAAAAGCUUCCUCCAGGACCAAAGCCUUUUCCAAUCAUUGGAAACCUCUUGGAACUUGGUGACAAACCUCACAAGUCUCUGGCCAAGCUUGCCAUGACAAAUGGACCCUUGAUGAGCCUAAAAUUAGGCCAGAUAACCACAGUAGUCAUUUCUUCAGCUACCAUGGCCAAAGAAGUCCUCCAAACACAUGACCAACUCCUUUCCAACCGUUCCAUACCAGAUGCAAUCCGAGCCCACAAACAGCAUGAGUUAGGGUUGCCUUGGAUACCUGUUUCCUCACGUUGGAGAAACAUUAGAAAAAUAUUUAACUCCCAAUUAUUCGCCCAUAAGACACUCGAUGCCAACCAAAACCUCCGGCGCAAGAAAGUACAAGAGCUGCUUGCUGACGUCCAUAAAAGCUGCCUAACCAAUGAUGCAGUCGAUAUUGGUAGAGCAGCUUUCAAAACUACGCUUAAUUUAUUGUCCAACACUAUUUGCUCUGUGGAUUUGGCAGACCCGAAUUCUGAUAUGGCAAGAGAGUUCAAGGAACUUGUAUGGAAUAUCAUGGAAGAGGUUGGAAAACCAAACUUGGCAGACUAUUUUCCGGUGCUUAGGAAGGUUGAUCCCCAAGGCAUACGUCGCCGGAUGACAAUUUACUUUGGGAAUAUGAUAGAACUCUUUGAUAGCUUGAUCAACAAACGGUUGCUGACAAGAAAAGAACCCGAUUCAAUCAGAAACAUUGAUAUGUUAAAUACCCUUCUUGACAUUAGUGAAGAAAGCACAGGGGAGUUUGACAAAACUCAAAUCGAACGUUUGUUCCUGGACCUGUUUAUUGCAGGUAAUGAUACAACGUCCGCUACAUUAGAAUGGACAAUGGCAGAGCUGAUUCACAACCCAGAGGUUCUAUCAAAAGCCAAAGAAGAGCUCAAUCAAAUCAUUGGCAAAGGAAACCAAGUAGAGGAAUCUGAUAUUGCUCGUUUACCAUACUUGCAAGCAAUAGUCAAAGAAACCUUCCGGCUACACCCUCCAGUUCCACUGUUACUUCCCCGUAAAGCUGAGGCAGAUGUAGAAAUUCAGGGCUUUACAGUCCCAAAGGGUGCACAAGUGCUUGUAAAUGCAUGGGCUAUAGGCAGGGACUCCAGCAUAUGGGAAAACCCAAUCUCAUUUAAGCCAGAGAGGUUCAUGGGGUCAGAAAUUGAUGUCAAGGGACGGAAUUUUGAGCUUAUUCCGUUUGGUGGUGGGAGGAGAAUAUGUCCUGGAUUGCCUUUGGCGAUACGAAUGUUACACUUGAUGCUGGGUUCGCUUAUUCAUACCUUUGAUUGGAAACUUGAAGAUGGCUUUAAGCCUGAGGAUAUGUCCAUGGAAGAUAAGUUUGGUUUAACCUUACAGAUGGCUCAACCCCUGCGAGCUAUUCCUAUCAUGGUUUAACAAAUAAACCCAGUUUGUUAUGUUUGUAUAUUUUAAUAAAAAUAUAUAAUUAUUGUGUUCAUAAGGUUGUUGUUACAAAAUUUAUUGCCGUAUGAAAUAUUAAGAGUUUUUUAACUU